AUGGCCACUGUACAGUUGCAGAGGACUUCCAUGAGCACAUUGGUAUUUCCCAAUAAAAUAUCAACUGAGCAGCAGUCUUUGGUGUUAGUGAAGAGGCUCCUAGCAGUUUCAGUAUCCUGCAUCACGUAUUUGAGAGGAAUAUUUCCAGAGUGUGCUUAUGGAACAAGAUAUCUAGAUGAUCUUUGUGUCAAAAUUCUCAGAGAAGAUAAAAAUUGUCCAGGAUCUACACAGUUAGUGAAAUGGAUGCUAGGGUGCUAUGAUGCUUUACAGAAAAAAUAUCUAAGGAUGGUCAUUUUAGCUGUGUACACCAAUCCAGAAGACCCUCAGACAAUUUCAGAAUAUUACCAGUUUAAAUUCAAGUACACCAAAAAUGGACCAAUAAUGGACUUUGUAAGUAAAAAUCAAAGCAGUGAAUCUAGUAUGUCAUCUGCUGACACCAAGAAAGCAAGUAUUCUCCUCAUCCGAAAGAUUUAUAUUCUAAUGCAAAAUCUGGGACCUUUACCAAAUGAUGUUUGCUUGACCAUGAAACUGUUUUACUAUGAUGAAGUUACACCCCCAGAUUACCAACCUCCUGGUUUUAAGGAUGGUGAUUGUGAAGGACUCAUAUUUGAAGGAGACCCUAUGUACUUAAAUGUAGGAGAAGUCCCAACACCUUUUCAUACCUUCAAAGUAAAAGUGACCACUGAGAAAGAACGAAUGGAAAAUAUUGAUUCAACUAUGAUAUUUUCAAAAGAAUUAAAAACACCUCUUGAGAAAAUGCUGGUGGAUAAAGAUGCAGAAGAUGAACGGGAGCAGUAUAUAAGUGAUGAUUUUGACUUUGAAACUAAAAUGGAAGAACAGAAAAAAAACCCAAGAGCUUCUAAAAUGGGAGAACCAAAUUUAAUUAUUGAGGAAGAUGAAGUCAUGAGGUGUAAAGAAAGUCCAAAUCUUUCAAUUUCUCAUUCUCAGGUUGAGGAGUUAGUCAAUGAAACAUCUGAACUUGAUGUUUCUGAAAGCAAAACACGAAGUGGAAAAGUCUUUCAAAAUAAAAUGGCACAUGGAAACCAACCAGUUAAAUCUAAAGAAACUAGAAAGAGAGCUCAAGCUGCAUCUGGGAAAAGAGUCUUCCAUCACUUUGAUUUUUCUAGUCAAGAGUCUGUGCCAAAAAGGAGAAAGUUCAGUGAACCAAAGGAGCAUGUGUAA
Messenger RNA from Octodon degus (degu), 1182 nucleotides. RefSeq names its product HORMA domain-containing protein 1. The coding region runs from base 1 to 1182 and encodes 393 amino acids. The record is from RefSeq and is a predicted model, not a curated record. Lineage: Eukaryota; Metazoa; Chordata; Mammalia; Rodentia; Octodontidae. The transcript has a single exon.